AUGUUUGAUAUGAUCAAUCAUACACCGGCUGCCUUGGAGAGGAUAUUGAGCCAAGAACAAUCCGUGAUUCAAUCAGUGUCUGCUGUAAUCGCCUCAUCACGUAUCAACAAAGUGUUGUUGGUUGGAAUUGGAACGUCUUGGCACGCUGCCCUCAAUGCAGACUAUUACUUCAAGACUGUGGCUGGACUACCCCAUGUCGAGGCCUGGCACAGCAUGGACUUUGUUCAAAGGAGUCCACCCGUUGACGACAAAACUGCUGUCAUCAUCUUCUCGCACAGAGGUGUAAAGACAUUCUCCUUCGAGGCUUGUGUUAGAAGCAAGAAUAGUGGAUGUUAUACAGUGUUGCUGACAUCUUUGGACUCACCAAUCAAUGAGAGUCUGGGCUUGGAUGCUAUAAUCAGGACAUCAAAGGGCGAGCAGUCAUCCGCAUUCACGGUCAGCCACACAAGCUCUACAUUCGUGGCUUUGAUGCUAUCCGUGUACAUUGGAUUGGGUCGCAAGGUUGACCAGGCAGCAGGACUCGAGCAACACUUGAAUAAGAUACCAAAUCUACUUCAAUCGAUCAUCAACCAUGAUCAUCAAAUGUACAAAUCAUGGGCGGCACGUGUAAAGGACCUUCGCUACCUUCCCUUUGUAGCCUACCUCGGCAAUGUGUCCAACACCUAUGAGGUCGGACUCAAGAUCAACGAAGCCGUCUACAUGUACGCUCAAGGCUUCAAUGUUGAACAGUUCAUCCAUGGUCCAUUCGUCGCGGUCGAUGAAAACACAGGUCUAACAGCCAUCAUCUCCAAGGAGGAUGGUAAAGAGAGGACACUCCAACUAUUGAAGGCGGCCAAGCAUGUUGGUGUCAAAGUGUCAUUGAUCACAUCAGACUGUGAUUAUACAUCAGCUGAAGUUGUUGGAAAGGAUUGCAUCAUUAGUUUGCCAGAUGUACCUGAGCCAAUCAGUGUCCUCACCAAUCUGGUGGCACUUCAACUGCUCACAUACUACCUGGCCAUGGAGAGAAAGACCGACCCCGACAUGUUCAGAAGGGAUCUUCCCCUUCACUCUGAUGCUUUUGUAGUCUCUGGCCUCAAUCUCUAG
This is a messenger RNA of Acytostelium subglobosum LB1, 1083 nucleotides long. RefSeq lists its product as hypothetical. The record is from RefSeq and is a predicted model, not a curated record. Gene Ontology annotation, molecular function: carbohydrate derivative binding; L-glutamine:D-fructose-6-phosphate transaminase (isomerizing) activity. Lineage: Eukaryota; Evosea; Eumycetozoa; Acytosteliales; Acytosteliaceae. Gene Ontology annotation, biological process: protein N-linked glycosylation; UDP-N-acetylglucosamine metabolic process; fructose 6-phosphate metabolic process. The transcript has 3 exons. The coding region runs from base 1 to 1083 and encodes 360 amino acids.